GUAGGAGCUUCCAAAGUAAUAAAAAGCACAAGACUCAAAUACUCAAUAGCAUCCGCCAUGGACACCGACGACUACGUCCGCCAGCGCAACACAAGCUGCCUGGCUGACCUCGGCCACUCGCUCGUCCGCCUCUCACCCGACAACAUCUCGAAGCUCCUGCUCACAGCCAGCGGACUGCCCGAGAGGCGAAGGGCCGAGGGGGACGCUAUAUGCGCCCGCCUGGCUGAGCUCAACCCCGAUGUCGCCAAGCACUUCCAGUCCAAGCAGACUGCCACAUCGCGGCUCAAGCUGCGCAUGAUCCAGCCUCGGUCUAUACAGGCUCACCCCGCAGCCGUAAAUGAGACCACAAAUGGUGUUCCACAACUUCAAGAGGACCCGGACAGGUCCCGCGAAGUCGACUCCUUCAUCGUAGUCAGCUACUGCUGGCACUAUCCCGACUGGCCCCUCCCCGCGGCGGCCUCGCCCAUCGCGCCGGGCUGGGAGGUGUCGCGGCCCAUGGUCGACGAGGUCAUGCGCCUCGCCCAGGUCUCGGUGCCCGGCGACGGCGGGGGCAGCGUCUGGCUGGACAAGCUGUGCAUCAACCAGGCCGAUGAGGACGACAAGAGCACCCACGUCGGCGCGAUGGACAUGAUCUACCGCUCCGCGAGACGGGUCGUCAUCUUGCUCGAGAACGUGCAGCUCGGUGACGAGGAGGAGAUGGAGGCGGCGCUGGCGUACAGGAAGUUCUACCAGGACAUGUGUGACCACGUCAAGGAGCAUGAUCUCGAGGGGGCGGAGAAGGGGGCAUAUGUCAAGGAGUGCUUCCCGAGGUCCGAGAAGGAGUGGUGCGAGAGGCACAACUCGGCCGCUUCGUCUGGAGGAAGCAAUGAGCCUGCGGGCAAGUUCGAUGUGGCGAAGCUCCGAGCCGCAGCGAAGCGAUUCGUCUCAAGGCUCUUGCAGGCGCGCUGGUUCACGAGGGCCUGCACAACCUCGGGGGAUACCGGCAGCAGAGUACUCAGCUUCGAGUUCCGCUUCAUCCACUACUUCGCGCUGUACCUGUGCGAGCUGGUCCUCGACAGAACCGAGCUCGCCCCCUCGCUGGACAUGCUGCCGCACCACCAGACGCGCAUCGACGACCCGGGCCCGACGGAGCUGUGGCAGCUGUGGUACCGCAUCCAACGCCUCCACCCCGAGCGCGGCGCGGCGUGCUCCGCGAUGCAGCACCUCGUCAGCAUCAUGUCGUUCGGGUGCACCUUCAAGGGCGACCUCAUGUCCAUCGCGCUCAACACGUCGAGCAUCCCGCUCGUCUUCCGGGGCAGCGCGGAGUGUGUCGAGGACGUCAUCUGGAUGUUCGCCCUGCUGGUCAUUGCGGCGGGGGACGUGGUACCGCUCAUUGCCAACGGGGGUAAGCUGCGGUUUCCCCCGUCGACGACCCUCGGCUCGGCGGCCGACGAGCCUGGCGGUCCCGUGAAAGACGGUGACACAGCACAGCUGGUAUCCUGGGCGCCGCGCCCAAUGCAGGGCGUGCUCGACGACACGAUCCCGCUCAGGGACAAGAGCUACAUCACGGCCGUCACGCGGGACUACAUCGAGCUGGACCUGCUCGUCUUCACCGCCCUGCCCGCCAUGGCCACGCAGGCGAGCCAGGACAAGGCCGACGCCCUGAUCGCCAAGUUCCAUCUCGAUGCCAUGGCCGAGACGUUUGCUGCGGCCGCCAACGCCGAGACGCAGAGGCAAUCGGAGAUCAUGGCGGCUGUGUUCGACCGGAUCAAAGAUGGGCAGCCGGGCUCCUUGCACGUCUUUGUCAAGGUCUGGCUCGCGCACGGGAUCGACUGCGGGACGCAGUGGAUGCUAAGGUUUCCCGAGAUCAUGAGGCAGGACACGCAGGACUGGACGUAUGGUGUGCCCAGGGAGGUAGAGGAUGAGACGUUGUUGUCGGCGGCAAGGGAGCUUCUGAGCCUGGUCUCCGGCGCCAACGCAACACCUCAUUCACAAGGAGACGAACUCAAAGCAGCACAGGAAGCACCGCGGUCAGAUCUCGGCACCGCGCAAGACGACGAGACGAUGAUCCGCCGCAUGGCCCUGUACCUCCGCAUGAUCCUCGACCCGCGCCUCAAGUUCUACGCCACCGCGCCGCGCCGUCUCCCCCUCGGCGGAGACGACCACGCCAUCACAUUCUCCUCCAGCAACCGGUCGUACAUCGCCGUCCCGCUCGCCCUCGUCCCCCUCCCGUCGUGGCAGAAGCGCGCCUGGGUCCUCGAGCCGUACGACCCGUCCACCGACCCACCUGAAUCAUUUGCGGAUUUCCUACCUAAUCCCGCCCGCACGUGCAUCGAGCCUGGCGAGGUGCUGGACGAUGUGUAUCCCGUCCUAUCGUCUGACUAUGCGGAUCGGCGGAGGCCGCGGGAUGACAAGGUAGGGGCGUGGAGGUUGAGGCGGCGGGAGCAGAUCUUUGGGUUUAGGGGCUGGGAUGAGGCGGCGCUUCAGGGGAUGAUGGCGCGGAGUUCCAAGGAUGGGGACGGGGAGGGAUAUGUCGUGUACAUGAAGAAGCAAAGAGUGUACGGCGCGGAAGACUAUGACUGGGGCGCGAUACUCGAGGUCGCGAAGAGGAUCGAGGGAACGGGGGCUGCUGAGACGACUGAGGGAAAGGCUCCGAGCACACCCCAAGAAAUCACUGGAGAGGCGAUUCAAGGAGCAAAUCAGGUCUCUUGAACACUAGCGAGACCGACCAAGCCUACGAGCAUGCGCUGAGGAUUAUGAUCAAAGAGUCUUGGCUCCUGCUUGACGGGGAUAAUGGACGACAGACGGCACGCUGCACGCUGCAGAUUUGUGCAGCAAGCGAGGGUAGAUCGGGUUUCUUGAGGCGGUCACAGGCUACUAGCAAAAAUACACACUCCAAUCAUACUCUG
Messenger RNA from Microdochium trichocladiopsis, 2888 nucleotides. RefSeq lists its product as uncharacterized. The transcript has 2 exons. The record is from RefSeq and is a predicted model, not a curated record. Bases 58 to 2691 code for a protein of 877 amino acids. Lineage: Eukaryota; Fungi; Ascomycota; Sordariomycetes; Xylariales; Microdochiaceae.